AUGGGGGCCAAAGAUUCCUGGUUCUUACGAUUCUUCGAGGUCUCGAAGGGGAAUCGUUUCUCUAUUUGCGGACUCGUUGUAGUUGAAGACGGGAUGGAUCGGCAGGGGACCUCAAGAAUUGCUGGCGAGAGAUCGGGCGCACAGCUAAACUCCACGGGAUCCAUCGAGAGGGUCCUCGACUCAAUCCGAGACUCAUGCCCCAACUCCUCGCAUGGGUGCACUGGGUCCAUGACCGACAACAACAACAAGCUCCACCACGAGAGGAUUUGCCCACACUCCCCUUCCUCAUGCCCCCAUCCCUACUGCUCCUACACCGGUCUCUCAUCUUUAGUCUAUCUUCAUUUUGCCGCAACUCACCCCAUCUUGAACAAGGUUCCUCGGGGAAAGCCUCCACAGCCCCUUGCGAUCAAUACCAGUGGUAAUUCUAUAAUGUCGAAGUCCUCUCAUCAGCCCGCCUUCCUUGCCGACCUCCAUUCGUUUCAACUGGGCUCUACUCUAGUGCCACCCUCCAUGCCGAACUUUGGGCGGCUGAGGUCUCCAGGAUCUAACGCGGCUGGGGUGCUUCUGAAAUCGAAGGUUGCUGAUCCCCUUGCAGCUACUGUUUUGAAGAUGUCUUCGAGGAUGGUGGUCACCAACGACAUUGGGGGCCAAUUUGCCUAUCUUCUAUCUAUCCUCCCCGAGAAGGAAAUAAACUGGUGGCGCGGGGACCAGGCCUUCCGAGCUUCUUAUGUACUCUCGCAUACUCUCCAAGCCUUGUCUGGGCUGGGUCCUCUUUUGGAUGAAGAGUUGUUAGGCAAGGGCAUUGCGGCCGAGAACAAACGACUAAAGUCAAACUCACUACUCGAGAGCAAACUUUUGACCAAAAAAGGGCCAAGCUAA
Striga asiatica is the source of this 879-nucleotide messenger RNA. The record is from the annotation of a GenBank genome assembly. NCBI's taxonomy places the organism in Eukaryota, Viridiplantae, Streptophyta, Magnoliopsida, Lamiales, Orobanchaceae.